This is a messenger RNA of Myotis brandtii (Brandt's bat), 2218 nucleotides long. It is a transcript of the gene FGF13, whose product is annotated as fibroblast growth factor 13. The coding region runs from base 229 to 966 and encodes 245 amino acids. NCBI's taxonomy places the organism in Eukaryota, Metazoa, Chordata, Mammalia, Chiroptera, Vespertilionidae. The record is from RefSeq and is a predicted model, not a curated record. Gene Ontology annotation, biological process: cell differentiation; fibroblast growth factor receptor signaling pathway; positive regulation of gene expression. The transcript has 5 exons. Gene Ontology annotation, molecular function: fibroblast growth factor receptor binding; growth factor activity. Gene Ontology annotation, cellular component: cytoplasm.
GAAGCCCGCAGCCCGCGCGGGAGCGGGACCACUGCCAGAGGAGCUCAGAAGGCAUGCUGAGCCCCCUCCUGGGCUGAAGCCCUAGAGCAGAGAAGUCCCGGCAAGCGCAGGCUAAAGAGCCAAAGGCGGCAAAGGCGCGAGACAGCAGACAAGCGGCGGAGGAGAGGGCGGAGGAGGCAAAGCCAGAAAGGGGCAGCAAAAGAAGUGGUGGUGGUGGGCGUCGUGGCUAUGGCGGCGGCUAUCGCCAGCUCCCUGAUCCGGCAGAAGAGACAAGCCCGCGAGCGCGAGAAAUCCAAUGCCUGCAAGUGUGUCAGCAGCCCCAGCAAAGGCAAGACCAGCUGCGACAAAAACAAGUUAAACGUCUUUUCCCGGGUCAAACUCUUCGGCUCCAAAAAGAGACGCAGAAGGAGACCAGAGCCUCAACUUAAGGGUAUAGUUACCAAACUAUACAGCCGACAAGGCUUCCACUUGCAGCUGCAGGCAGAUGGAACCAUUGAUGGCACAAAAGACGAGGAUAGCACUUACACUCUGUUUAACCUCAUCCCUGUGGGACUUCGAGUGGUGGCUAUUCAAGGAGUUCAAACAAAGCUGUAUUUGGCAAUGAACAGCGAGGGAUACCUGUACACUUCGGAACAUUUCACACCUGAGUGUAAAUUCAAAGAAUCGGUGUUUGAAAAUUAUUACGUGACAUAUUCAUCGAUGAUAUAUCGCCAGCAGCAGUCAGGCAGAGGGUGGUAUCUGGGUCUGAACAAAGAAGGAGAGAUCAUGAAAGGAAACCAUGUGAAGAAGAACAAGCCUGCAGCUCACUUUCUGCCCAAACCACUGAAAGUGGCCAUGUACAAGGAGCCAUCACUGCAUGAUCUCACGGAGUUCUCCCGAUCUGGAAGUGGGACCCCAACCAAGAGCAGAAGUGUCUCUGGAGUACUGAAUGGAGGCAAAUCCAUGAGCCACAAUGAAUCAACGUAGCCAGUGAGGGCAAAACAAGGGCUCUGUAACAGAACCUUACUCCAGGUGCUGUUGAAUUCUUCUAGCAGUCCUUCACCCAAAAGUUCAAAUUUGUCAGUGACAUUUACUAGACAAACAGGCAGAGUUCACUAUUCUAUCUGCCAUUAAACUUUAUCAUCCAUACUAAAGCCCCAUAAUUUAGAUUGAGCUUGUGCAAAAGAAUGCUAAGCAUUAUCAGUGAACUAAAUCUGGGAGAAGGACUGCCCAUUUUUCUCAUGGUCUCACUUUAACUUUGGGGAUGACAAACCACAAUCAUUUCACAGCACUAAUGCUGAUAAAAAUUUGCCCUCCAAGAAAAAAAAAUUAAAAGACCACAAUUGCUCUUCAAAAAUAAAACAAAAUUAACUACUUAAAUGUUUUGUAGAGGCAAACAAACUUAUGUGAACUGUGUUGUUUUCUUGGCUUAAUGUUUUCUAUCUAUGCUUGAUUCAAAUGUAUUCUUUACUUUGGUAUAGUGCAACUUUCUGAUUUCUGAAAUUCAGUGGUUCUAUUGACUCUGUGUCACUUAAUCCAAAUCAACCAAAUUCAGGGUUGGAUCUGAAUUGGCAUCUCAGGCUCAAGGUAACAGUGUUCUUGUGAUUUUACCAUUUUUUUUUCCGAUUUGUAGUACUCUGGUCAAGUUAUUGUGCUGUACUUUGUGCAUAGAAGUUGAAUUGCAUUGUCAACCCCAGUCAAUAAAUAUUACUUAAACAACAAAAAAAGAUUAUCCUCAAGUGUAGAUUUCUCUUAAUUCCAUUUGUGUUAUCAUGUUAAACUAUUGUUGUGGCUUCUUAUGUAAACACAGGAAUUGUGGAACUGUGAUAUUGUCUUUUGUGUUGUUAAAUAAGAAAUGUCUUACCUCUAUGUGUAUGAGUCCUCUUGUCAUUGUAUUUGGCACAUGAAUAUUAUAUACAAGGAAAUAUUAAGACUGGUUACCCCUAAACAACAUAUACUUAUACUUGCUUCUGGAAAGUGUUUAAGACUUAGCUAGGUUUCCAUUUAGAUCUUCAUAUCUGUUGCAUGGAAGAAAGUUGGAAUCUUGGCAUAGAGUUGCAUGAUAUGUAAGAUUUUGUGCAUUAAUAAUUGUUAAAAUCUGUGUUCCAAAAGUGGACAUAGCAUGUACAGGCAGUUUUCUGUCCUGUGCACAAAAAUGUUAAAAAAAAGUUGUUUAAUAUUUGUUGUUGUAUACCCAAAUACGCACUGAAUAAACUCUUUAUAUUCAUUCAAAGAAAAA